Eleginops maclovinus (Patagonian blennie) is the source of this 5491-nucleotide messenger RNA. RefSeq names its product gamma-aminobutyric acid type A receptor subunit alpha6b (gene gabra6b). The record is from RefSeq and is a predicted model, not a curated record. NCBI's taxonomy places the organism in Eukaryota, Metazoa, Chordata, Actinopteri, Perciformes, Eleginopidae. The coding region runs from base 290 to 1720 and encodes 476 amino acids. Gene Ontology annotation, cellular component: synapse; plasma membrane; GABA-A receptor complex. The transcript has 10 exons. Gene Ontology annotation, biological process: regulation of postsynaptic membrane potential; signal transduction; synaptic transmission, GABAergic. Gene Ontology annotation, molecular function: inhibitory extracellular ligand-gated monoatomic ion channel activity; benzodiazepine receptor activity; GABA-A receptor activity.
CACUAUCCGUCAUUAUCUCCACCAACCAGAAACAUUUUCACGAUAUCUAAGUUUCCCUUAAGAACAGUGUAUGUCUUGUAAAAUGCAUUGUUCCGUUGAUAUAAAUGCCCCCCUCGUCCAUCCUCUUCACUCUCUUAAAAACUCUUCAGGUUUUUCCAACUGAACGAUUCUGAGGCGGGCGCAACCGCACUAGAGGGAAAGUCGUGCUGGAUUGGCGCGAUAUCCUCGCACGGUUCACAACUAAAAGAAGACCUGACCCGCGUUUAAUCAUGAUUUUAAAUGAUGGAAUAUGCUGAUUUUAAAAGUUGACCAGGGAUUUCUAGUUGUGGGGUGUUUGCGAGGCAUGGCUCUCCUUUUAACUUGCUUAUUUCUGUCUUGUUACAGUGUGAGCAGUGUUUGGGGAAAUCAGCCCGGUGAUACCAGUAUAUAUUUGGAUAACAUCACGCGCAUAUUGGAUAGAUUACUGGAUGGCUAUGACAACAGGCUGCGACCCGGAUUUGGAGGUCCAGUUACAGAGGUCAAAACUGACAUUUUUGUCACCAGCUUUGGACCGGUUUCAGAUGUUGAGAUGGAAUACACCAUGGACGUGUUCUUCCGUCAGACAUGGAUCGACGAACGGCUGAAAUUCGAGGGCCCCAUUGAGAUCCUGCGGCUCAACAACCUGAUGGUCAGCAAGAUCUGGACGCCGGACACUUUUUUCCGGAAUGGCAAGAGGUCGAUCUCUCACAACAUGACCACCCCCAACAAGCUGUUCCGCAUCAUGCAGAACGGAACUAUCCUCUACACCAUGAGAUUAACUAUAAAUGCAGAGUGUCCAAUGCGUCUGAUGAACUUCCCCAUGGACGGCCAUGCCUGCCCGCUCAAGUUUGGGAGUUAUGCUUACCCCAUCACUGAGAUUGUGUACACUUGGAAGAAAGGCCCUCUGUCCUCUGUGGAAGUGCCACAGGAGUCAUCCAGUCUGCUUCAGUACGACCUCAUCGGUCAGACAGUGUCAAGCGAGAGGCUAAAGUCCAACACAGGUGAAUAUGUCAUCAUGACAGUCCAUUUCCACCUGCAAAGGAAAAUGGGCUUCUUCCUGAUUCAGACUUACAUUCCAUGUAUUAUGACCGUCAUCCUGGCUCAAGUGUCUUUCUGGAUUAAUAAGGAAUCAGUUCCAGCUCGGACUGUUUUCGGUAUCACCACUGUCCUGACCAUGACAACACUCAGUAUCAGCGCUCGACACUCCCUCCCCAAAGUCUCUUAUGCCACAGCCAUGGAUUGGUUCAUUGCCGUCUGCUUUGCCUUUGUCUUCUCCGCCCUGAUUGAGUUUGCAGCCGUGAAUUACUUCUCCACCCUGCAAGCUAACCGAGAGUUGAGGAAGGCAGCAGCCAUGAAGGUGGCGGCUCAGGAGGCAGCAGCUGCAGCAGCUACACAGACCGCAGCUACGGGGAAUGACGGAGAACUUUCCUCAGUGGAUGCCAGCAAUGUGCUGAAGAAGAGGAUGAACUCUGCCCUUCUGUUUGAACGGCCUUCCAAAACAUUUCCCAACCCACCCGUCAAUGCCCAAGCCUUCCUGCAGCAGGGUUCAGCUGUACCAGACAACAACGUUCUGACCGGCACCAGCAUCAUCGACAAAUACUCCCGCAUCCUCUUCCCUCUUUCCUUUGGCGCCUUUAAUCUGGUGUACUGGAUCGUCUAUCUCACUAAGGACACAAUGGAGAUGUCAAGGGACACCGUUUAAGCCACAAGUUCGUCUUUAUGGAAAUCACAUGUGCGCACACUUUCAUACACCUGAACGGAAAAACACACAUAUGUACACACAAUAAAAAAAUAACAGACCAUUGCCAAGCAAUCAUUUAUGCCACCUCAGUGCAUUGUAUCUCUUCUUAAGUACUCUUGUGGAAAGUGAGUGUCUUGAGAGCAGAUUUACCAGCCCCUAUUGCCAACAUGACCCAGGAGCUCAGAGCAUGGGCCCAAGGCUCUGGAUUUCAAACAGGUACUGCAUCUCUCUGACCUUACCUUUUAAUGAUUUAUUCACCCCGAUAUUUAGAAAAACGUAUGACACUUUUUCAGUGUCCAUCCUGUAUCCCCUGUCUGAGUGGAUGGGACAAGUUGCAAUGGCCAAGUUAACUAGGCUGUAGAACCAGAGGUAGAUCCGUUACUUUGUUGUAUGUUUUUAUUUAUGUAUACUUGCAACAAGCAUGCAGUUCCACACAUGAUAGUGAUGUUGCAUGUGUGUUUAAAAUGACACAUUCCUAUCCAUGAUAUUUAGAGCACACUAGAGGGAAUGAGUGAACACGUUGUCCUGACCGGAUCCAGUGUGACUGACUGAACUCACUGCUCUUCUUUCAAUUCCCCACAACAAGCGCUAUUUUUUGGUUCAUUGGCUUAAUUUCCCUUCACUGAUGGGAGUACAAAGGAUGUGAGGCAAAAUCUUCAAAGGGGAUUUAUGAUGUGUUUCACGAAUACAUUGGCCUGGUUGAAUAUACAAUGCCACUUGCAAAUAAUGACAGUGAAACGUGACGUAUAAUGAAAAAAAUAUAAACAACUGAACAUGCACAUGUACCACUCGCUUAACUCCCUUUGCAUGAGUUCCACAAUGAUAUACAUCUCUUGAAUUACCUUUAGACAGAAAUUUACAAAAGAUCUGCACACUGUAUUAAAAAGCUCCCACAUCUUAAUUGUGCAACGUUUCAAUAUAACACAGAUCUUUCUCAGGCAUUGUCAGAUUACAUUUCUGGGAGCCUUUUAAUACAGUGUGCAGAUCGUUGUCUUAUUCUUGCCUAGUUGGAUUUUUUGGUCCAGCACCUGUAAAAGUUUUCAGGAAGUGCUGACACUACAACCUGUUUAUCUAUAGACAGAAAUAAACUUUGAAACCUCACUGCAUGAUUAAAUGACUCUCAUAGAAUAGCUUGUUUCAGCUCAAAACUGUAAUCAAUCUGGUAUCGCAAAUGUCUUCUUUUACAGAAACACACAGUAACUGACUUUAGGAACACUAGAAAGGAUGUGAAAAAUGGUUCUUAAAACACAUUUUCAAAAUGUAAGUUUGCCAAAUGUAUGUAGUGCAACAGAGAAUGUAAACAACGGAUGGAAAUAGUGAAGAAAAUAUAACACACAGUGAACCCACUACUGCAGAAAUAGCAUUUCAUCCAGAAACCUGUAAUCUGUAUCCUGGCAACAGCCAAUCUUACCCAAGAGAAGAUUCAAGCCUUCAUACGCUAACAUUGUAAUCCUUUUCAUAUUUAUUGUUGACAUUUAUUGUAGUGUUGUUAAUUGAAGUAAAAAGGUUUCUUCUAGUUGCCAAUUAUUUCUUGAUGACAGCUCUGGGAUCGUUUCCAUUUAAAGAACCGGCAAAAAUAGAAACCUAAACCUGUCAUCAUCAAUUAUACAACAUGCCAAAACAUAUUCCUAAUAAUCUGUGUGGAUUUGCAUUUCAUUACGCAAAGUUUCCAAUUAAGGAGAAAUGGUGACAUGUUAAACCCAUGUGGUGUCUACAUAUAAGCCCAUGUGUGUUUGCUUCCUCAUAACAUCCAUCAUCCAAGAGGAUGUUCUUAUUAAAAAGGUGUCUCUUAUUUACAAUGGAACCGAUUGGAAUAGAAAACCUGCACAUGGUGCCAAAAGGAAAAAGACCAAAGUAGUCUUGAAAAACGGUACAGCUACUUUAGUUUGUUCAGUGGAUGUGUAUUUUGAAAAUUGUAAAUUCACACAUGAACUUUAUAAUAAAAGACAGAACAAUUUGUGUAUAUUAACCCUGUCUUCUAAUACAGUCGUGUGCAUAAUGCCCUAUAUAUACAAGUAAUUGAACAAGAAGCAACAUGAGUUCCAUGUUCUUUAAUAUUGUGUUGGGUUUGUUUUCAUUCCACUUUGUUGAAUUUGUUGUAAUUAUGUAUAUCUGUUAUGAGCCCUUCCAUUUGUGAACAGACCAGCAUGGUAUAACUCAUUUUAACAAUACUGAUCAAAUAAAUGAACAUGCAUGAUUAAAGCAUCAUUAACAUAAACAUGUUUUUAUAGAAUUCAAAUAUGCAAUGUUAUAUAAAAUGUAAUAUAGAUGGCUUGGGCCCCAACAGGGGAUCCAUUGCUUAAUACCAUAUCGUUGAAUAUUUCAUGAAUAUUUCAGCAACUCUAUUGCCAGAAUAGACAUUUCUGCCAAAUCCCGGAAUUACAAUCCUAUUCCAUGGAUAUUUAAAGUGUUACUUCCUACGAUAUCUGUGCAUUGCAACUAUAGUAUAGCUGAAGUCGGUUAAGGGUCAGGCUACUAACACAUAAAAAGGCAAACCCGGCAUGAAAAACUGAUGUUAUAAGACUGCCUCAUGGGUGUACUUUAAAUCUUUGCUCAGUUGGUAUUGAAAAGACGUCUACCCAUGGCCUGGUGUCAAUCAUGGAGUGCCAAUGAUUGAUUCAUUUUAAGGUCUGCGGUUGCAUGUUCUCCUUCUCUUCCACAUGCACACCAAAGGAUAAGAAUGACAAUGAUGUCAGGCUGUAUGAACUGUUUUUGUAUCCUCCCUCUUUCUUUACUUCAUUCAUCACCGUCCUCCCCUCUAUCUUUGAGGCAGAGGCUGAUGAGACAGGGCAUUUCAGCCCCCAUUGCCCUGUAUGUCAGGCUACUGACUGCCUGUGAACUCGGACUGCUACACAACUGCUGGCUUAACCCCACUGGAGCCUCAGAACAUCGAUGACCCCCCACCAGUGAGGACUCAGUGUGUUGCUCACAAUAUAAACUUUAGUGGAAAAGUCAAACAGAAAUAAGCUGCAGUGAGAGGCUGUGUGUGGAUGUGUGUGCAAAAGAGUGUGUGAGUGUUUUUUUUUUUAUAUGAUUGAGCUUGUUUGCUUUUAUCAGGGACCUGAAUAUUCUGAUUUCUGACCCCAGCCCAGCUACUCAGCUCCAUCUAACCAGCACAAUUGCAUGACCACCAACUCUUUACAUGUGUUAGAGUUGUUGAAUGUAGAAGGUUAUGUAGAAGCUACAUAGAAUAUAGAAUUAUAUUGCCAUGGUGAUGGGGGCCCUGAACUGCCCGUUAUACAUUAUGUUUCAUUCCACAGGCAUGGGCUUCAUUUGGUUCUUUCAUUUAGACAGCAUUUAUCUAUUUGUUUUUUUAUCUGUACACUUGCCUAGAAAUUGUUGACACAAUUUAGAAGACAAUGAAUGCUUUACAUUGUUAUUUUAUGUGUAUAUUUUGUGAAUAUAUAUUAUUAUUUCUGUAGGUCUAUAUUUGUAUGCAAACUGUAUGACCCUGCUUGAUGACCACACGCACUGCAUCAACUAUUUGUACUGGUUUGAAUGACAGACCACAAACUUUUGUAUUUAAAGCUGUUUAGUUCAUCCCCUUUUGUUCCCUGUACACAUUGCUCCCCAUUAGUGUUCAUUGUCAUCAGGAAGGCCUGUUUUUAUUGCAUUUUAACAUAAUAUUUGCAUAUUCAGGUCUCUAGACCCCUGUUAAUAAAUAAACUCCUACAUACUUUCCCAGAAGAUUGUAUAUUACUAUGUUCAAUAAAGCCAGAUUGUGUACAUAUA